ACCGGCUCGGCCGCCAUGUUGCUGUCCCGCCAGACACCGCACAGAGCCGGGUCAGUUAAAAUUCUCCUGGCUGUGUAGGGGUCCAAGUCACCAGGACCGAUAAUAGGUACCGGUAGCUUCCUUCCGGUUUCUUCUCAAAUCCGUGACCCCCCUUACCCUGCAUCUUCCGCCACACACAAGAUGGCCGCCGCCAAAAGUCGGGCAAAGCCCCCGGUUCUCUUCCCGUGGUGCAUUGCGUGCGGCAAUUGAAGCUGAUGUGGAAUUCAGGUGCCCAACAUGUACACCCUGCUGUCCGGCCUGUAUAAGUACAUGUUCCAGAAGGAGGAGUACUGCAUCCUCAUCCUGGGCCUCGACAAUGCUGGAAAAACGACCUUCCUGGAACAGAUGAAAAUCCAGUUCAGCCGUAACUACAAGGGAAUGAACUUGUCCAAGAUCACAACCACAGUUGGGCUGAACAUUGGUACCAUUGAUGUGGGGAAGGUGCGGCUGAUGUUCUGGGACCUGGGAGGGCAGGAAGAACUGCAGGCACUGUGGGAUAAGUAUUAUGCGGAGUCGCACGGGGUGAUCUACGUCAUUGAUUCCACAGAUGAAACGCGCCUCUCAGAAUCUAAACACGCCUUUGAGCGUAUGAUCAGCAGCGAGUCCUUGGAGGGAGUUCCUAUCCUGGUUCUGGCUAACAAGCAGGAUGUGGAGACCCACUAGGCUCCUUGCACUUGGGGGAUGAGACCCUGCGUUCAGGCUUGGUACCCUUAUAAUCAGAUAAUUGGAGACUUUCAACACAGAACCUGACUGAUUUGUGAGUAUUCAGCCAGUACCCCACCCAGUGCAGGAUUCAAUGCCCUGUAACUCCCCAAUCAGUUUUUUUUUAUGCCUCUGCCUCUAUUGCAGGUAUAGCAGAGAUAUCCAGUGUGCAGCCCUGUAGCUGUGUGCCUGAGGAUGCUGGGAGUGGUAGUCAAACAACAGUUGGAGAGAAGCUGCCUGGAAAAUGUCCCCUAUCAGAUCCACUAAAUCAGAUAUUUAGUGUAGGUAAAGCUUUAAGGGUAACUUCGCUAUAUAUGAUUUGUUUUGCCAGUGAUGGGUAUAGGGGCACGGUGUUUUGCCUGUGGUAUAUUUCGAGGGCACUGUGUGGGUGCUAGGAUUAAUUGUUUGUUUUUUCCAUCCUGGGCUUUCUUACCCAUGUCAAGCUUUAGGAUGGGCCUUUCACCUUAAUAGAUAACAUGAGCUUGUCCUGUGACUUUCGUGGUACAAUCAUGCUUGAUGCCCAGAGCUCUGGGGGUGGCACAGAAAGAAGAAAAAGCAACCUGUGUGCGUGCCCUCCAAUUCGUCCAAUUGCAUCCAAUCGGAGCGUUCGGUGACGUCAAGUGGGGCGAUUGGUCUGUUUGACGGCGUUCUCUAUUUAACCUGGUAACGAAGGUGCAGUGCAAUGGUGAGACAGUUUCCUGUAAGUGGCCCAGUUGCUAUGGCAGACAUGCUGGAUCCCUACACCUUUGAUGCCCCUUCUACAUACAUUAACUUUAGUUCUUUCCAUGAGGAUCACAAUGCUGACUCCUGGUUCGACAGAGUGACCAAUGCACUUAAUACUCCCCCAAACCAGAGGCCACACUUUGAAACUUUUGCUGUGAAUUCUGGUAAGUGACAAAUAAAUGUGUUUCUGCUGGGAGUGUAAGGGACCCCAAUGCUGAUACAGUGCAGCAUGAAUAUAUUAGCAUGUUCUAAAGAAGCAGCCUUACAAUUGGCAGGGGGCAUUAGGCUGCUCCAGUUAAACAAGUCUGUUUCCUUUAACAGAACACAAGCGCAAGGUGUUGACAACCCUUUCAAAGGAGGCAGUCUCCAAGAGUACUACACAUUUUUGUGAUGUGAAAUCUCCGUCAAUGCGAUCAACCAGGCUCAUGUCCAGGAAGCAUCGGGAAAAGCUUCUCAUAAAAAUGAGAGAGUCAGAUCUUGAGAAUGAGCCACCACAGGCUGACUCCCCGCUGUGCAAACUAAAGGGGUAUGUAUGGCUACUGAAACUUCAUCAGCCCCAGUCAGGGCUGCCAUUAGAAAUCACGGGGCCCCGUACAACAAAAUUUUUGGGGCCCCCUGGGCCCCGCCCACACUGACGACCAAGCUCCACCCCAUAUCCCGCCCACUCCACAUCGCAGUGGUAGUUGAUGCCCUUUUCAAGCCCUGGACUAUACACAUCCUAAUGAACAAACAUAUGUCCGGUAAAUAGUAGCAUGAAUACAGAGGCAUGUUUUUGCCCUGGGGGGUGUUAUGUAAAUACUAAAUAUUAAUGGUAGGGAUGCACCAAAUCCACUAUUUGGGAUUCUGCCCAAUGCCUGGUGAAAGAUUUGACCAAAUACCGAACCAAAUCCUAAUUUGCAUAUGCAAAUUAGAAUCAGGGAAGGAAAAAGAGGUAAAAAGAUCAUCUUCUGUGACGAUUUCCCUACCCGUCCUUAAUUUAUAUAUGCAAAUUAGGAUUUGGGUCCGGCCAAGCACAAGGAUUCGGCCGAGUCCGUCUGAAAAUCCUGGUCAAAUCCCGAACCGAAUCCUGGAUUCGCUGCAUCCCUAAUUAAUGGCCUAUUAUGCCUUGUAAAAAUGGUAAAUAAGAUAAAUAUACCUUGUAAUAAAAUUUAAGUGAACUAU
This is a messenger RNA of Xenopus laevis (African clawed frog), 2625 nucleotides long. RefSeq names its product ADP-ribosylation factor-related protein 1-like. The transcript has 11 exons. NCBI's taxonomy places the organism in Eukaryota, Metazoa, Chordata, Amphibia, Anura, Pipidae. Bases 277 to 702 code for a protein of 141 amino acids. The record is from RefSeq and is a predicted model, not a curated record.